This is a messenger RNA of Microplitis mediator, 2418 nucleotides long. RefSeq lists its product as uncharacterized. Bases 218 to 2104 code for a protein of 628 amino acids. Lineage: Eukaryota; Metazoa; Arthropoda; Insecta; Hymenoptera; Braconidae. The transcript has 9 exons. The record is from RefSeq and is a predicted model, not a curated record.
CGUGUGCGUACACGAGUCAUUCGUGUGUGGCACCAGACUGGUUACCGUGCUUGGAUUGUGGUACAACACCACACUGGUUACUGUUCAGAACCUGACUGAGUCGUGUGCGCACAUCACUCAGUCCGGUGUUAGCUCAAAUUUCUUUCAGUUUUUUCAAGAACCGUACUGAGUCGGGUGCAGAACAGUAUCCAGUCAGGUUCUAAUCUUUCCGUGUGAUAUGAUAUAUAGCGCAAAAAUUCGGUUGAGUAAAAUGUAUAAGCAAGGCUCGAAUAUUAUAAUUGGCGCUUCUGGCACGACUUACAACGCUCAGAAAUUGAACUUUCAAAGAAGCACUAGAGAAGCAAUUAGGAGUUUGGAAUCUACGAUUAGAGCAGCCCUUUAUGAAGAAGAAAUUGACAAAACAAACGAACGGCUUUUAGAUUCUCUAGAGAAUAUCCUAGAAAUAUCAAAAGAAAUUGACUUUGAUUAUGAAUACCCAUCGUUGUUUUAUUCACUCAAUUUUAAAAUGAACCCAGUCACAGCUACCAGAAUAUAUGUCAAUGAUACACUCGAAGGUAACGAAUAUUUAGACAAAUUACGUAAAAUCGGUCAUUGGACAAGUGGUUUAGCAGAAAAUGACUUAAAUAGCGUUCAGGAGAAUGUGUUUUCAGUUGCAAUUAAAUACUACUCAAGAUUACAAAACAAUGGAAAUUAUUGCAGUAAAUCAUCAAUUUAUACUGAAGUAUAUCAACUUUAUGAAUCUAUGUUAGCAAGCGUCAGUAAAGGAUACGCUAUGAUUUAUAUGGCUUACGAAUUCCAACAACAAAGUCCUAAAAAUACAGACGAUCAGCGCCCCGCACAAAGAAUUAUACUAGAAGAAUGUAAUGAAGCAGUUAUUCGUAUGACCACUUCAGUAAGCAGUUAUUUGAAGAAAAUUGAUAGUACGACUUAUAAAAAAUUACAAGACUGUGACUCGAGGGAAUGGGCUGAAGGUGUGAAUUUCAUUCGUUUGAAAAAUCAUGUUUCGUAUCAUGAACCAAAUACAAAAUGGUACGCUGAUCGACAUGCAAUAUUUUUAAGAUAUAUAAAGCCGAAAGCAGAAUUUGAAUGCAACGGUACACAAACAUUUUGGAAUCCGGAUAUUGAAGAUGGUGUAAUAUACAGCUUAAACUGUCCAUUUAUUUUUGUCAGUAAUUAUUCGGGGGAUAGCAGUUGUCAUCAUUUUCAGAAUGAUAAUUUUACGAAACCUAAAAAUAUAGAUUGGGUAUCAACAUGUACUUCCGGAGAUAAUUCAAGAUUAGGACAAUUAUGUGCUUGCGAUAAACAAAUCGACCAAGAUACUAGUAUACGAACAAUAAGUUUAAGAGAACAUUACACUGAUAGUGCGGAUAAUCGAGUUGUUACCGGAAUACGAUUUAUUGUUAAAAAUAAUAUCGUUGCGAUACGAAUUCGAGAAGGUAGAUUAGUCAAUGGUACUAUAGACCCCCAAACCGUUAAAUGGAUAGAUGAUGAUGGGCAGCAUCCUGAAAUAGGUCCUGAUACAGUGAAGCUCAGUUAUAAUAUACGAGCGUUUGAAUUAGAUGACAUAGAAUUGCCUGAUGGGCACUUGGUAACAGGAGUUAAAUUCUUAGUGAGGAAUAAAACACGCAUAUCAUUGUCAGUAAGAGGAUCAGCUAUGUAUGAUGAUAAAAAAAAAACUUUCCCAUCAAUUCACGAUCAAUGGUAUUAUUCAACACCUGAUCCAGAUGUAGCUAGGCAUAAUAUUGAUGUAGAAUAUUCUAAAAAUCCAGCUGAGUUAAUAAAUGAACAGUUGCUACAAUUAAGUACUCCAGGAUUGAAUUACGUCGAUUUCUCAACAUCAGUGUAUUCUUCAAAAGACAACAAUCUUGCAAUUGUACCAUUUUUAGAUUCGCGCGAACUUGUUACUGAUCCACCAAUCGCUCUAGGUGGAUUAGGAAUAUUUUACAAAAGUAAACCCGGCUACGGUGGAUUUAUAGCGUUUAAGCAUAUUACAGCUAACUAUAAUAUUCUUCUUGACAGAGAUCAUGCUCAAGCUAUAAAUGCUACUUUAUUACACUUAUUUAAAUAUUUAGAAAGAAAAAAAACAAAUUUUAGUGGAAAUUAAUUAAAAUUUUAUAGCAACUGGUAACUUAUAAUCAAUAUCACUUAUACACUACAAUCAUAAAACAUUUAAAUUAGAAAUAACAACACCACAAUUAACGGCAGUAAAAGAAAGGCAAGAGAGAUAUAAGUUUGAAUUAGAGAUAUAGUUUAUUUAUAUACAGAUGUAUGCUGUUAAGAUGUCAAAUUAUGACUCACAGACUCUAGUUGCGCUUGUAUAAAACAAGAGAAGAAGGCAUUUGUUUUCUAGUUAUUCAAAUAUUUCGAAGAUCAGUUCCACAUUCGUUACAAUAUUUCAAAAUACAUAUAUAUAUAUUU